GAUCCAUAAAUGAAUGGUGGGCUCGACGGCCACACCAUGCAGGACCGGCCUCUGAUUGGCUCGGUGCGCGGCAGGAAUAAACACUCUCGGGGUAUAUAUAUUGGCGUGAAGGUGUGACACUUCCAAGAAAAACGAGAAACCCCCCCCUCCACCACCACCACUCAAACCAAACCCCACUUCAAAAAAAGAUAAUAAAGAAGAAGGGCCGCCGCGGAGAGACAUUUACAUUAUUCUAACGACAGAUUUGAGGAUGAGGGCGCAGAUCCAAAAGGUCCCCCAGAUACUGGAGCUGCUGAAGAAGAAGUCCGUGGGGCUGCAGCACUUCAAACCCACAUCCUCCGUGUGCGUCCUGGAGGAGAAGGAUGCUGUGGAGGUGGCGCGCUGCCCUCACGCCGCCUCCAGAGCGCACAGCCUGGACGCGAUCCCGGGACCCACCAACUGGCCCCUCGUCGGGAGCCUGGUGGAGCUCCUCCGCAAGGGAGGACUGACAAGACAGCACGAGGCACUGGUCGAUUAUCACAAGAAGUUCGGCAAGAUCUUCCGCCUGAAGCUGGGCUCGUUUGAGUCGGUGAACAUUGGCGCACCUUGCUUGUUGGAGGCGCUCUACAGGAAGGAGGGCAGCUACCCCCAGAGGCUGGAGAUCAAACCCUGGACAGCAUACAGGGACCUGAGAGACGAGGCGUACGGUCUCCUCAUCCUGGAGGGGGAAGACUGGCAGAGAGUGAGGAGCGCUUUCCAGCAGAAGCUCAUGAAGCCGACAGAGGUGGUGAAGCUGGACCGCAAAAUAAACGAGGUGCUGGUGGACUUUGUCAGCAGAAUCGGGAAAACGAACGUCAGUGGAAAGAUUGAAGAUUUGUACUUCGAGCUGAACAAAUGGUCGUUUGAGACCAUCUGCCUCGUCCUGUACGACAAGAGAUUUGGUCUCCUGCAGGAGAAAGUCAACGAGGAGGCCAUGAACUUCAUCACAGCAGUGAAAACAAUGAUGAGCACAUUUGGCAUGAUGAUGGUCACACCGGUCGAGCUCCACAAGAGCCUCAACACCAAGACAUGGCAGGACCACACGGCGGCAUGGGACCGCAUUUUCAGCACAGCCAAAGUCUACAUAGACAGGAAGUUGAAGAGGAACGCCGACAGAGAUCCUGACGACUUAAUCGGUGACAUCUUACAUCAGAGCAACCUGUCUAAGAAGGAGCUGUACGCAGCCAUCACAGAGCUGCAGAUCGGCGGAGUUGAGACGACCGCGAACAGUAUGCUGUGGGCUAUUUUCAACCUGUCACGUAACCCCAGCGCCCAGAAGAAGCUGCUGGAGGAGAUUAGAGCGGUGGUGGCUCCCGGCGAGGACCCGUGUGGGGAGCACCUCAAGAGCAUGCCCUACCUCAAGGCCUGCCUCAAGGAGUCUAUGAGGUUGUCGCCGUCAGUCCCGUUCACCAGCAGGACCCUGGACAAAGACACUGUGUUGGGAGAUUAUGCCAUUCCCAAAGGAACAGUUUUAAUGAUUAACUUCCACGCACUGGGCUCCAAUGAGGAGUACUUUGACGACAGGACGCAGUUCAAACCUGAGCGCUGGCUGCGGGAGAACUGCUCCAUCAACCCCUUCGCCCACGUUCCCUUUGGCAUCGGAAAGAGGAUGUGCAUCGGCCGACGGCUGGCAGAGCUGCAGCUGCAGCUGGCCAUGUGCUGGUUGGUCAGAGACUACGAGAUCGUGGCAACAGAUAACGAGCCGCUCGACGUGAUCCAUUCAGGACUUUUGGUUCCCAGCAGAGAACUGCCAGUGGCCUUCAUCAAGAGAUAAGGCUCCACAUUCAUCUCUUCUGGAUGUAGUGACGAGAUGAUACCUCUGUUACCAACGGCCCCUGACGGUCCAGUGACUCCCUGUAUUGCUGCUCUGUAAAUAGAAAAGACAAAGAAAUUAUCAAUCAUGCCAUAAAUACCUCAAACGUAUUUAAAAAAAAACAACUAUUACUUAUGACUGUUAAUGACUGACCAAAAUACCAGUUGUUAUGUACAAAUUGAAUAUUGUACCAAGGCAGCUGUCCUUAAAAUCUUAAUGUAAUGUCCUCACGUCAUGUUUGUGAAUGUCAAACUAUUACUUUUUUGCUUUU
Messenger RNA from Acanthopagrus latus (yellowfin seabream), 2102 nucleotides. RefSeq names its product 1,25-dihydroxyvitamin D(3) 24-hydroxylase, mitochondrial (gene cyp24a1). Lineage: Eukaryota; Metazoa; Chordata; Actinopteri; Spariformes; Sparidae. Gene Ontology annotation, molecular function: oxidoreductase activity, acting on paired donors, with incorporation or reduction of molecular oxygen; heme binding; monooxygenase activity. Gene Ontology annotation, cellular component: mitochondrial inner membrane. The record is from RefSeq and is a predicted model, not a curated record. The transcript has 12 exons. Gene Ontology annotation, biological process: cortisol metabolic process; C21-steroid hormone biosynthetic process; glucocorticoid biosynthetic process. Bases 251 to 1792 code for a protein of 513 amino acids.